CCGCCGCCGCCGCAGCAGCAGCAGUGGGCGACGACCCAACAGCCGAUGCCGCAACACGGCCACUCGUACGGCGCAGGAGCCAGCAGCUACUACCCGCAGGCUGCAGCGAUGCCGCAGGCUGCAGCGAUGCCGCAGGCGCCGCAGCAGCAGUACUACCCGCAGCAGCAGCAGCAGCAGCAGCAGCAGCAGCAGCAGCAGCAGCAGCAGCAGCAGCAGCAGCAGUACCACCACCACGGCUACGGCGGGUAUCCCGGCGGCAUGGCGGGGCAGAUGUACGCAGCCCAGCCGCAGAUGUACGCUGCGCAGAUGUACGGGCAGCAGCAGAUGUAUGGGCAGCAGCAGAUGUACGGGCAGCAGCAGAUGUACGGGCAGCGCAUGUACCCGCAGCAGCACGCGGGCAUGGGCCAAGCGCAGCCGCAGGGCGCAGCCGCCGCGGCGCCCAAGUCGCUGCAGCUCAACCCGACCACCGUGAACCCGCUUGACAACAUGUUCGGCAAGAAGAAGUGACGCGCCAAGAGAACGAGGGCACCGCGAUCGUGUGUACUGUACCCGGUGGGGGUUUGCUGUGGGUUUGAUGCGCCGUGUAGCUUGUAGGUGGUGUCUGGUGUGUUGCGUGCGCGAACCGCGAUCGCGGUGUCGGCGUCGUCCGUCGAGGCCGAGACUCUGACUGUGGCUCUACCGACGGCACGCACAUCUAUGUAUAGCCGGUUUAAAGCCGU
Messenger RNA from Emiliania huxleyi CCMP1516, 719 nucleotides. RefSeq lists its product as hypothetical. Lineage: Eukaryota; Haptophyta; Isochrysidales; Noelaerhabdaceae. The record is from RefSeq and is a predicted model, not a curated record. The transcript has a single exon. Bases 46 to 507 code for a protein of 153 amino acids.